Thlaspi arvense is the source of this 396-nucleotide messenger RNA. The record is from the annotation of a GenBank genome assembly. NCBI's taxonomy places the organism in Eukaryota, Viridiplantae, Streptophyta, Magnoliopsida, Brassicales, Brassicaceae.
AUGGUAUAUCAAUUCUGUGCACUUACAUAUGGAGAAAAUUUUUUUAAAUUUUGGAAGAGGGAAAGCCAUAUGUGGAGGACUAGUCUAGGCCUCCCGAUUAACUCGUGUUGUAUUACUACUGCUUUCAGAUGGUGGUCCAAGGACACAGUUGCCAUCGUCACAGGAGCAAAUAAAGGCAUAGGGUUUGCCCUCGUGAAAAGAUUUGCAGAGUUAGGGUUAAGCGUGGUUUUGACAGCCAGAGAUAAUACUAGGGGGCUUGAAGCUGUGCAAUCACUCAUGGUUCAAGGCCUUCAUGUUCACUUCUUUCGCCUUGAUGUAACCGACCCAUCAUCUAUCAAAACCUUCAUUUCAUGGUUCAGAGAAAAAUUUCAAGCAUUGGAUAUUCUUAUGAGAUAA